ACAACCCUACUACACAGCUGAUGCGGCGAUACUUUGGAAUGGCCUUAAAAUACAUUGACAUUGGGGCCAACCUCACGGAUCCCAUGUUCCAGGGCCGCUACGGCGACUCCCAGAAGCACACGGCCGAUCUGGACGUGGUUCUGGCACGCGCCUGGCAGCAGGGCCUGCAGAAAAUCAUCAUAACCGCCGGCUGCCUCAAGGAUGUGGACGAGGCCUUGGAAUUGGCCGGCAAAGACGAGCGGCUGUUUACUACUGUGGGCACACAUCCCACGCGCUGCGGCGAGUUUCUGCCUGACCCAGAGGGCUACUACAACCAGUUGCGCUCGAAGAUAGAGGAGAAUCCCGGCAAGGUGCUGGCCAUCGGUGAGUGUGGCCUGGACUACGACCGGCUGCACUUCUGCGACGCGGAAACACAACGCCUGUACUUCGAAAAGCAGCUGAGCCUGGCGGGCGAGUUCGGACUACCUCUCUUCCUGCACAUGCGCAAUGCUGCGGCAGACUUCAUGUCCAUUUUAGAGAGAAAUCGGGAUAAGCUAAGGCAAUGCGGCGGCGGGGUGGUGCACAGUUUCACGGGAACUCUCGAGGAGGCCCAGAGCAUCCUCGGAUUCGGGGGUCUUUACAUUGGCCUCAAUGGUUGCUCCCUAAAGACGGCGGAAAACGCCGAAGUGGUUCGGCACCUGCCCAAUGAUCGCAUUAUGCUGGAAACAGACUGCCCGUGGUGUGGAAUCCGUCCCUCCCAUGCCGGACACAAGCACGUCGCCACUCGGUUUCCAACCGUUAAGAAAAAAGAAAAAUGGACCGCAGACACUUUGAUAGACGGACGCUGCGAGCCCUGCCAGAUCAGCCAAGUUCUCGAGGCCAUUGCCGGCAUUAAAGAGGAGCCGAAAGAGAAGCUGGCCGAGCUUUACUACCAAAAUACUUUGGACUUGUUUUUUAGCAAAUCAAAGAAAAUAGAAUAAACAAAAUUGCAUUUUUGUACAUC
Molecule: messenger RNA, 982 nt
Organism: Drosophila serrata
Lineage: Eukaryota; Metazoa; Arthropoda; Insecta; Diptera; Drosophilidae
Product: deoxyribonuclease TATDN1
Cellular component (GO): cytosol
Molecular function (GO): 3'-5'-DNA exonuclease activity
Source: RefSeq, a predicted model, not a curated record